AUGAGCCUCUCUAAGACAGAGGACUCCGAGCCGCCGCUCAGGUUCGUGAACAGCAGAGACGAGAUCACAGGUGAGGCCUGGGCCCUGGAGGGAGGGCAGAGCGCUGGGGCCUUUCUGGAACCUGGAACUCGGCACCUGAGGAGGCCCGAGCCCCCUGCGGUUCACAGACAGGGAACCGAGUCCCUGGGGUGGGAGGACGGGCUGCUGAGAGGUCCUGGCCGUCACCGGGAGCCUCCUUGGAAGCGUCUACAUUCACCAAGGCAAGACUUUGGUGAUUUCCAGAACUCGGUCCGGGACGGGUCGCAGGGCAGGCUGGGGCUGGCUGCUGGAAGACCCCCAACCUGCUCCUGCCCUGGAGAUUCCUGGGAUGGACAGAGCUGUCUUCCUCCCUCUAAAUCCCAACCUGUGGAGCCGGAGUCCCUGGGCCUGAGAGUCUUCUGUGUCUGCACAGCGAGCACCCAGGGCUGCUGCCCGGCUCCCCAAGGCUCUGUCCUGCUGACCACCCUGUCCCCGCCACGCUGCCCCCCUCCUGCACCCCAGAGCAGCUCCUGCCCUUCCCUGCAACUGAGUCCUGCAUCCAGCCAGGAGCUGCCCACCCUGACCCACCUGCAGGAUGGUCACACCAGGAACCGAAGACAGUUAUCCCAGGUGGGCAAAGGGCAGCUCUGUCAGCUGUCCUGGGGUGACGGCCCAGCCUGCAGGCCUCAUGCCAUGGCCCACGGGCCCUGUUUUAGGCUCUGGAUAGCGGGAAUAGGAGACACAGGGGACGAGUACGACGGAACCCAGAGGGUGCAGAUGAGCUGCGGGCACGGCGUGGACCCCGGCAGUCUGACGGCCUGGUGCCGCAGCCUCAUCGACCAGGACAGAGACCCCCAGACGUGCCCUGUGUCCUGCCGUCCUUCCCAGGGCCGCUUCAAGCUCCACUGCCCUGCCGAUGUCAACGGGGGCAGGUGUGGGGCCGAGCGGUCCUACCCGGAGGUGCGCCGCUGUGCCCUGCUGGACGACGCAGAGCAGGGAGAGUUUGAGCGGAAACUGGCCCUGACUGCGGCGAGACUCUACUGUGACUUUAAGGAGUGCCCGAGCUGCAAGAGCCUGGUGGAGCGCAAGGACCUGAGUGUGUGUGUAGAAAAUGGGGAAACAAGCAAGAAUGAAUAGACGAGAUAAAUAAAAAUCCAAGAGCAA
Molecule: messenger RNA, 1182 nt
Organism: Choloepus didactylus (southern two-toed sloth)
Lineage: Eukaryota; Metazoa; Chordata; Mammalia; Pilosa; Megalonychidae
Exons: 6
Coding region: 1-1155 (384 amino acids)
Source: RefSeq, a predicted model, not a curated record